AUGCCUCCAAGAGCCCGCUCCCAGAACAUCGUGCCCUGUACUGUGUCACAACUGCUGGCUGCUGAGCAGGUCGAUGAAACCUUCAGGAUCCGCGACGUGGAGAUAUCUCAAGUCACUAUCAUGGGGAUAAUCCGGCAUGCGGAGAAAGCACCGACAAACAUUCUCUACAAAGUAGACGAUAUGACAGCGGCCCCGAUGGAUGUCAGACAGUGGGUUGAUACUGACGAGGCAGGUGGUGAGAAUGUUGUAGUACCUCCAGGAACUUACGUAAAAGUAGCUGGUCAUCUUCGGUCUUUCCAGAAUAAGAAGAGCUUGGUGGCUUUUAAGAUCAUGCCUCUGGAAAAUAUGAAUGAAUUCACCACACACAUACUAGAAAUUGUCAAUGCACAUAUGAUCCUCAGAAAAAAUCUUAUGUCAGCAUCAAGAAUGCCUCAGUCCCUUUCCUCUGCUGGGAUAGGUGAUGUGGGGAGCUACAGAGGAGGUGGCAGCCUGCCAGUGAACGGACUUACAGCGCAUCAGAGUCAGGUGCUGAACUUGAUUAAGAACUGCCCUGUUGCAGAAGGUAUGAGUCUUCAAGAGCUAAAAUUUCAGCUCCACAAUAUCAGUAUGGCAACAAUCAAGCAAGCAGUUGAAUUCCUUAGCAGUGAGGGACAUAUCUACUCCACUGUGGAUGAUGAUCACUAUAAGUCUACAGAUGCUGAGUGAAGCUAUUUCCACCUGGAUUUGAUUCUAAACAAAAGCUUGUCUGUGCUUCAAGUUACCCUGCCAAUCUUUGCAACGUGGAAGGUGAUCUUUGCUCUUUCUAGCCCUUGAAAGUUGCAGUUAUUCUGACUGCCUGCUUUGUCAAAUUCAAGGAAAAGCAAGAUGUACAGAAUUCUGUUGACUCAGUUACUGUGCAGCAGACAGGUGGUUGAAAGCAUAAAUAGAUAUGGGAAAAACGGAACUCUUCAAAGCUUUGGAGCCUUCACUUUGUGUUUUAUGUUUCCUAGUAGAGUGCCUGGAUUAGAAAGGAGAACGUCUUUCUGAUCUUGUCAUGGGCAGGUCGUCUUUUUUUUUCUGGAGUAGUUUCUCCUAACUCAGCUUUCAUUCCAUUUCAUUCACAAAGUGGGUAGCCAAUGCUGCAGUAACCAAGACUAGAUUUUUUGAUUAGUUUAGUCUGUGUAUUUAAACCUAUAUUUGUACUACAAGAGGAUCUUGUUACUGAAGCUUUUGAAUAUUUCCAAUAAAAUUUUAACUUGGGUAGUCUUGCA
Molecule: messenger RNA, 1250 nt
Organism: Struthio camelus australis
Lineage: Eukaryota; Metazoa; Chordata; Aves; Struthioniformes; Struthionidae
Source: RefSeq, a predicted model, not a curated record